Molecule: messenger RNA, 3381 nt
Organism: Auanema sp. JU1783
Lineage: Eukaryota; Metazoa; Nematoda; Chromadorea; Rhabditida; Rhabditidae
Source: the annotation of a GenBank genome assembly
AUGGCUUUCAAAAUGGAGCCAAGUCAGCUAAGAAUAGCAGAAAAACUUGUAAUAUUGAAUGAUCGAGCUGCUGGAAUGUUAACUCGUCUCUAUAAUAUCAAGAAAGGAUGCGCGGCUGAUUCGAAAGCUAAACCUCAAUUCCUUCUGGACAAACAGAUGGAUGGAGCGAUUAAACAUAUCAUAAAGAAAUUUCCUGUGGUAGAUACUCGAAAUAACAUGUCGACAUUCUCUUAUGCCGCAUCCAUAAAAGAUGAAAUCAUUCGAUCCCUUUCUCUAUAUUACUACACGUUUGCUGAUUUAAUGGAUUUAAAAGAAAAUAUUUUACAAUUGCUCACAGCUAUGGAUGCCUGUCAAUGCCAAUUAGACAUUAGUCUUAACUAUGAACUGACCGCAGGCUAUCUGAACUUGGUAGUUAACAUGAUUUCUUUAAUGAUUCUCCUCUCCAGAAUUGAUGAUCGUAAAAUUGUUUUAGGACUUUUCAAUGCUGCGUUCGAUUUGACAAACGGUCAGAGUGAAGCUUCCUUUCCUCGUUUAGGACAAAUGAUUCUCGAUUAUGAAUAUCCUUUGAAAAAACUCACUGAGGAUCUAGGUCCCCUGAAUAGAUUAAUGCACUCUGCUCUUGUGUCUUUAUCUCCAGUAUACUUACGUCGAAGUAUUCCCGCGGAUAAUUGGAGAACAGCACAAAUCCUUUCUUUAACAGCAAACCCUCAACAAAUCCUUUUUGCUGCUCAGACGGAUACAAUGGCUUGUGAAUACCUCUCAUUGGAUGUCAUGGAUAGAUGGAUUAUAUAUUGCGGAACUAUCUGCCAUUCUUCACUUUUGAAUGAACCAAUCAUCUAUAAACAAUGGCAACUUUCUUUACAAAUGGGAAUUUGUACUAGAGUUUUCCGUGAUGAAGUUUUCCUCAUGCACACCGAAUUACAACAUUUCUUUGACUCUGUCAAGGGACUUCAUAAACGUUCGCAGGAAGUGAAAGAGUAUUACUCCUUAGCUCUUCAACAUAGGUAUCAACUACAAAGGUUCUUACGGGGUGCGCUCAGAGAGUUAACUUUAUUAAUCAAAGACCAACCAGGUCUUCUGGGUCCGAAAAUUUUAUUUGUCUGGAUGGGUCUUUCUUUCAGUCGCGACGAGGUCCUGUGGCUGUUAAGACAUCUGAAUGAAUGGCCAACAUCAAAAAAAGGUAACAAAGGGGCUGAUGAAUUGAUAGACAAACAACUUCCUGAGCUGUUACAUUAUAUGGAGGAGCUACGGCAAUUAGUAAUUAAACACUGUGGAGUAAUACAGCGAUAUUACCUCAAGUAUGUUAACAGUUACGAUGCGAUUCUGACGAGAGAGAUGUUGUCCACUUUGAGUAAUAUUUCAGAGGAAGAUUCUAUUCUUCUUCACCAUUUCUCCAACUCAAUAUCUAAUAUUAACUCUGACACUGACCUUCGUGCUCUCAGAUUGGAUUGGUUCAGAUUCCAAGCUAGAACAUCUAUGGCUCGCUCCAGCUUCAGUUUGUUGGAUAAUCCGAAAACAGCUGUGAUAAUGAAUAGAAAUGUUUUUCAUUUAAAAAUGGUUGAUCUUCAAGACGAAAUGAUCAAAGAAACUAGUGAUCUAAGCAUUUACUGUUUCUACUCUAGAGAGUUCGAAAGGCAAUGGCAAGCCAGUUUGUCUCUUCCUGCUCAAUCGAGAUAUGCAGUAGUUUUUGCUAGAAUUUGUUCUCAUUUUACGAGCACGUUGCAUGACAUGUGUCCUGAGGAAAAAAGUCAUAUAAUUGAUCGGUCUCUCGGCACAUGCAUCACCAUAUUAGAUGACAUCUGUCGAACAACAACCGAAGUUGUUGGAGCACUUUGUGAAUACGAGCUUCGUCUUGCAGAACAAACCAGUGCAUCACAGGUGGCCCUUAUGAUCGCUCAACAGCUCCAAAAAAGUAAAGGAGGAAAAACUGCUCCCGUUCCGGAUCUUCCAUUACCUGGAGAAGAAAGUUAUAGAACUGAUAGGCAAAAGUUGACAUAUCCCGAUAAACUGCAAACAACUUUAGUGGAGCUUUGUGCCGGACUCAUGCAGCAGAGACAAAUCACUGUUUCUGAUCAUAUUUUUGCGCCGAGAGAAUACUUGUCACAGCACUUGGAGUAUAAGUUCUCUGACAUGAUAAUGUACAUGGCUGUUACUGAUUCAACACCACGUCGUCCGUCAGAGUUAUUGAUGAUUGUUCAAGCCUAUAUGGCUGUUCUACAGAACAUAGACACUUGCAUAACUGUGGAUAUUACUCGUCUCUUCAACAAUGCUCUAUUACAACAAACACAGCCUUUGGAUUCUAGAAACAAAGAAACUUUAACCUUCAUUUAUACUAAAUGGUACUUGGAUGUAGUAUUACGAAGGGCUGCAACUGGAAACAUGGUGUGGAGUGAUCAUUUACAAGCAAUGGUGUCGUACGCGGAUAUGAAUCCAUUCCAACCAGAGCAAUAUACGGAUCCUCUGGAGCUACGUUGUUUGGCCCAACUCAUUGGGCCAUAUGGCGUUAACUAUUUCUCGGAGAGGCUCACCUGGCAUGUUGCUUGUCAGAUAAAUGAGCUUCAUAAGGUUGUUGUUGCUCAUAAGGAUCAGUUGCAUAUGGCUAGAACUCAAUUCGAUAACAUCGAUAAAAUGAAAGAAGUUUUAUCCAUAUUAUGCACUGAGCCUAAAGGACACAAGUCUCAACCGAACUCUAGUCCUGCUGAGUGCAUUUUGCAAAGAACGGCUAUAAUGGGACAAAUUUUUAUGUUCAGAGAUGCACUUCAAGCUGCUUUGCAACAAAUUGUAGAGCAAAGAUUACCUUUCAUGGUUGCUUCAUUCAAUGACUUGUACCAAUCUCUCGAUACGAAUGGAAAAACUAUGGUCGCCGAAUUAGCAGCUGCUCUUGGAAAGAAGUGUACGGUUGAUAUGGCAUUAGUCAACGCCAUGAGAGCUCAAAACUCUCAUUUGCAGCCGGAUGAGUUUUAUUUACUUUCUUGCUUGCUUCUGGUUGCUAUAGCUAUUUCUCUACCUAAGCUAGCACAAAGCGAGAAUUCCAUGUAUAAACCAAGUAUCAAAGGAAGUUUGAAUAAUUCGCACUGCAUACCAUUAGCCAUCACUACUAUAGCGGGAGCUCUGUUUUAUCUUCAUGGACGACAAGAUAUACAACACCGACUCAAAGAAUUCCUGGCGUUAGCAUCCAGUGGGAUUCUUCGCAAUGCACAUGAAAAUGAGGGAAUGGAAGAGGUGUCAAAGCAUCAAGCAGCUCUAUAUAUCAUGCUGGAACAGUUGGUUAUAAAAUCUGAAUGGCUCACCAUGGAUGUUCUGGAAGCAUGUUUCCCUUAUAAUCUAAUUCGAACAGCUUAUCAGUUAUGCUAUGAUCAAGAAAGAGAGUUGUAUGCCUAA